AUGCUCCCUCUACGGUCCGCCAUCUUGAGGCCAGGACCUCCUCUAGAGGUGCUCCUGUGCUCACGAUGUCUGGUCAAAUCGCGGCCUUACCCCCCGUCUGCGACACGGGGCUUCUGGUCAUCCUCGCAUCGGCGGACCGGCAUAGCGGAUAACCAAGCUCCCUCCGCCUUCCACAAGACAUAUUUCUCUGCCAAUCGCCUCUACGAUGCCUCAGGAUUGAAGGGAGGCUUCAUCUCGUCUUUUGCCUCUGCCAAUUCCGAUAACCCCGCGACUCCGCGUACCUCACAACCUUCGAGCGACACAAACGCAAACCCGCCCGAUUCGUCUGAAACAGCAUCUUCUGGACCAAUUAGUGCAGAGUCCAACCAAAUUGAACUCCCACAUCGACGGAGGAAGCGUUUGAAGGAAUCGGCGCCAGAAAAUGACAAAGCAGAGCAUGUCAUGCCACUCGAUGCGUCCGCGCAAUUGUCAAAUCUCUCCUCCGCUCUCCCCACCACCUCCAUCCGCCGUAAACUGGCCGCAUACCUCGCUCUCACGAAACCCCGACUAUCUUUCCUAAUACUCCUCACUACUACAUCGGCCUAUGGCAUGUAUCCGAUUUCGACGUUGCUCGCCCUCGACCCGGCCAUGACCCCACUCCCAACCCUCUCGACCUCGACAUUAACCUUCAUAUAUCUGACAACGGGCACAUUUCUGUCAUGUUGCAGUGCGAACACAUUGAACAUGAUGUUUGAGCCCAAGUACGAUGCGUUGAUGUCGCGCACGCGGAAUCGUCCGCUGGUCCGCGGGCUGGUGUCGCGUCGCGGAGCGCUGCUCUUUGCCAUUGGCACCGCGGUUACUGGUCUCGGGCUGCUGUAUGUGGGUACCAACCCAACUACCACGGCGCUUUCUGCAGCCAACAUCUUCUUGUACGCAUUUGUCUAUACUCCGCUGAAGCGGAUCAGCGUGAUUAAUACCUGGGUCGGUGCCGUGGUGGGUGGCAUCCCCCCUUUGAUGGGAUGGGUUGCCGCUGCAGGACAGACGGCAACGACUGGUCAUGAUACAUGGCGCGAUAUGCUUUUCAGCGAGGACAGCAUCGGCGGGUGGCUGUUGGGUGGCAUUUUGUUUGCCUGGCAGUUUCCCCAUUUCAACGCUCUCUCGCAUCUCAUUCGCGAUGAGUACAAGGGCGCUGGCUACAGAAUGUUGGCCUGGGUUAAUCCCGCUCAGAAUGCUCGGGUAGCCCUGCGCUACUCGGUGCUUAUGUUCCCCUUCUCCAUCGGCCUUUGGUGGGUCGGUGUAGUUGGCCACGGCUUCCUCGUUGGAAGUACCUUGGCCAACGGCUGGCUUGUUCGCAAGGCCUAUCAGUUCUGGCGGCUUCAGGGCGCUCAGGGCAGUGCCCGUGGCCUCUUCUGGGCUAGUAUCUGGCAACUUCCUAUCCUGCUUGUCGGUGGUCUAGUCACCAAGAAGGGUCUCUGGGAUGGCGUCUGGCGCAAUGUCUUUGGACAGCCCGAGGAAGAUGAAGAUGAAUAUCUCUAUUAUGAAGAUACGGAGGAAGCUUCAGAUGACUCUACUCUUGCUCACGGAGGGAAGUCUUCCCGUUCGUCGAGUCGGGCUAGUGUUUUGUCAUCUACAUAA
Messenger RNA from Penicillium canariense, 1614 nucleotides. It is a transcript of the gene cox10, whose product is annotated as protoheme IX farnesyltransferase. Bases 1 to 1614 code for a protein of 537 amino acids. Gene Ontology annotation, molecular function: protoheme IX farnesyltransferase activity. Gene Ontology annotation, biological process: heme biosynthetic process. The transcript has a single exon. Gene Ontology annotation, cellular component: membrane; mitochondrion. The record is from RefSeq and is a predicted model, not a curated record. Lineage: Eukaryota; Fungi; Ascomycota; Eurotiomycetes; Eurotiales; Aspergillaceae.